GGUUUGACGUAGUUCCUGUGCCGCUGAAAAUGAAUAUUUUUAUUUUGUCAUAUUCCGUUUUGUGUAAUUGUGUUGGCGCAAAAGAUGGAUUUUUCAGUUUUGAAGGUGCUAGAAUAGUAGUUCGAGAAUGAAGACGCUUCUAUACAUUCUAAUGAUCCAGGGCUUCAUCAGAAUAUGUGAGUCAAAUACUGGUAGAAACAUCACGGGAUCUGUGCCAUCAAAUGGAGUGUGUACAGAUUUCCGGUAUGGCGAUGACUGUGAUCAAACAUGUAACUGUAGGAACGAGACAGAAGUUUGUGACAAGAAGACUGGAAGGUGUAAAUCAGGUUGUGCCCAUGGGUGGACUGGAGAUGCCUGUGAUGAUGAAAGAAGAGAAAGAAGAAAGGGGGAAAAAAACAAAUCAGAAGAGGUGGAAAAGAAUAACGAAUCCUAUCAAAGCGGAAUCUUAGAUGUUACUUCUACUGCACUGAUGGUAAUGGUGGCUGUGGUAGCUGUUAUAGUACUUGGAGGUGGCGUGUUCGUCUACAGGAAGAUGCAUGUACUGGAACAGGAAUCGAAGGAAACACUAGGACCACAGAGAGAAAUGGAACAACACCAGAGGGAAAUGGAAAACGAGACGGAUGUGGGUCAUAUCAACCAGGCCUUCACGAACUCAGUAGAAACAUAUCAUAGCAAUCAUGCUUUGUCGAACUCAAAAGAAACUCACGACUUUUUCAUACAGUGUGUUCUAGGAAAAUAAUAUCAGCUAGGCCAGUUUGUACUCGGCAUCCAUUGUAUUUCAUCUGUUUGUACAGAAUGUGUAUGUGUGUGUAUAUAUAUAUAUAUAUAUAUAUAUAUAUAUAUAUAUAUAUACAUAUGUAUUUAGGGAAUAACUGGUUACUGUCUUAAGAUAUCUGCUUUAUCCUGCGAA
Messenger RNA from Gigantopelta aegis, 910 nucleotides. RefSeq lists its product as uncharacterized. Bases 128 to 739 code for a protein of 203 amino acids. Lineage: Eukaryota; Metazoa; Mollusca; Gastropoda; Neomphalida; Peltospiridae. The transcript has 7 exons. The record is from RefSeq and is a predicted model, not a curated record.